Messenger RNA from Ylistrum balloti, 1598 nucleotides. Its product is annotated as phosphatidylserine decarboxylase proenzyme, mitochondrial-like. Gene Ontology annotation, biological process: phosphatidylethanolamine biosynthetic process. Lineage: Eukaryota; Metazoa; Mollusca; Bivalvia; Pectinida; Pectinidae. Gene Ontology annotation, cellular component: mitochondrion. The record is from RefSeq and is a predicted model, not a curated record. The transcript has 6 exons. The coding region runs from base 1 to 1230 and encodes 409 amino acids. Gene Ontology annotation, molecular function: phosphatidylserine decarboxylase activity.
AUGAUAGUUUUAGUGUGGGACAUCUUCCUAGUCGUGCACUCGUUUGUUCAACCCACCAUCAAGGUCAACAAGGCAUUGUACUACGGUUCAUUGGUUGUGGCAUUUAUAUACCAAGGACAGCACGGGGAUAAUACCGUCCACAAUCUUACACACCGAGUCGUCUAUAUGUCCAAACGUCAACUGUGGAGACAUCUGAUGGGUAACACGUACCCACGUCACUAUAGCAACCAUGUAACCGGUAAGAAGCCCGGGACACACGGAACUGGACGAAAGAGGCGCACGAGUUACAGAAAAAGAUAUCACAGAACGGUAAAAUUAUACCGAAAAUUACCAUUGACCUAUAUGUCAAGGGCCUGGGGCAAGGUCAGUCAACUUGACCUUCAUCCUAUUCUCCGGAGACCUCUUUUGGGCCUCUAUGUAUGGCUUUGGGGUGUGGACCUUGAUGAAGCUGCUGAUGAAAAUCUAGGCAACUAUCGGAACUUGAGCGAAUUCUUCCGCAGGAAGUUAAAAGCAGAUGUGCGACCCGUGGACGAACUUCAUAAUUUGACCUGUCCAUGCGAUGGUAGGGUACUGCAUUUUGGCGAGGUGGAAAACGGGAAGUUGGAACAAGUGAAGGGCGUAAUAUAUUCUCUCCAAGAAUUCCUUGGACCUCUGUCCUGGAAAAUGGGUUCCGAAAAUAUUUUAUCUGACGAAGAAUACUCCACAAAUUUGAAACAUAAUAGUGUUGACUCUCUGUACCACUGUGUAAUAUAUUUGGCUCCAGGCGAUUAUCACAGAUUUCAUUCAGCAGCAGACUGGACAGUUCAGCACCGGAGACACUUUCCAGGCGAUCUACUCAGUGUCAGUCCACACGUGGUCAGGAGGGUCGCCGGAUUGUAUAACUACAAUGAGAGGGCAGUAUACAUGGGGACUUGGGACUAUGGAUUCUUCAGCUACACAGCCGUAGGGGCUACUAAUGUAGGUUCAAUAAGGAUCUACUGUGAUAAGGAGUUACAGACAAAUAUUUAUCAUCACAAAGGGAAAAGAUAUAUUGACAAGAAUCUCUGUACUCAAGAAAACAGUGGUUUGGCAGUACAAAAAGGAGCCAUGUUCGGGGAAUUCAACUUUGGUUCAACUAUUGUACUCGUAUUUGAGGCGCCUAGAAACUUCAAAUUUAGACUGAAAGCAGGACAGAAGGUGAAGUUUGGACAGCCCAUUGGAGCUGCCUCUGAAUUAUCAAAAUCCACAUAAAGUGAAUUUCUGACGUUUUAAGAGAUACUUUUACAAUAAAACCUGUGUGAUGUUGAGCCUUAAACACACGAUCUCUCCGUCUCUCACGCUUCUGCUGUCCUGUGGUGGAGUACCUUGUACUGGAACGAAAUGAGCUACUACGAUCAUGGUGAAGGACGUCUUUAUAAACCUGGUUGUAUAGUAUGUUAUUCAGAUUAAGCUUUUCAGAAUUAAAACCAGACAACUCUCGCCUGAUAUCAAAUUUUGAAAACUGCAAUUCCCACUGCAAAGCCAAAUCACUCUGAAUCAUACGUUCGACUUUCUUUGGGUUUUUUAAAUCACUUAUUACAUCGUCAGUUACACGGAAUAUUUCUUUAGCAUAUGGUGAA